Molecule: messenger RNA, 2138 nt
Organism: Pocillopora damicornis (cauliflower coral)
Lineage: Eukaryota; Metazoa; Cnidaria; Anthozoa; Scleractinia; Pocilloporidae
Product: cell cycle checkpoint protein RAD17
Biological process (GO): DNA repair; DNA damage checkpoint signaling; mitotic DNA replication checkpoint signaling
Molecular function (GO): chromatin binding; DNA clamp loader activity
Source: RefSeq, a predicted model, not a curated record
AUCCUACAUGUGUGGUGUAAAAGUCACAUAAUGACUAUCCCUUUCUCAGUACUCAAACAACCGCAACUUUCAAAAUGAUGGUUGAUUGCGGAGGUUAAGGAUUGCAGAGUUCGACUUGAAAAAAGAGUCAGUGUUUACAUGCAAUGAGCAAGCAUCCAAAAAGGAUUAUCUUAGUGAAUGGAGAAGAACGUGUUGGUUCGUUAUUGUUAGCAGAACCAUGCAGUUCUUUUGGCCCAAGAACUUUUCAAAAAUCGUCUUGGACAAAGCCACAAAAAAAGGACAAGGAGACAAUCUCCACUGCAAGAAAUUCAAAGAAGCGUAGUGCAUGGAUUGCAAGUUCAUUCAGUGACUUUGAUGAAGGAAAUACUAAGAAAACAAAACAAGCUAACAUCAACCAUUCACUUGUAACAAGUGAAAGCAGCCAAGCUGCCCAUCACAAAUUUAGGAAAGAUGAAGAUCUAUGGCUUGAAAAAUAUAAACCAAAAUCAGAGCUUGAACUGGCUGUUCACAAGAAAAAGGUGGCUGAAGUACGUAACUGGUUUUUGGAUCAAUUAUGUACACAGGUGGGACAUGGUUCUAUAUUACUCCUGACUGGUCCAACUGGAGCAGGCAAAACAGCAACAGUCAAUGUACUUGCUAGUGAGUUGGGAUUUGAGGUUCAAGAAUGGCUCAAUCCUGUUAGUGAUACAGAAGAUGAAGGGUAUUUUAACUGGAAAAGCCAUAGUCAAUCCCAGGUGAAAAUUUUUCAAGACUUCAUAGUUCGUGCUAGCAAGUACCCCACCUUGUCAAUAUUCAGUGGGAAGGGAGAUAAUUCUGUCAAGAAAAUUGUCCUGGUAGAGGACCUUCCAAAUAUAUUUUUUAGAGAGGCUUCAAAGCUUCAAGAGGUUUUGAGCACAUAUAAACAGAGAGGGCAAGUUCCUAUAGUAUUUGUCAUCUCUGACAGCCACCAUGGUGAUUCAAAUGUUCACAAAUUACUUCCCAAAGAUGUUCAGGAAAAACUGAAGAUUCAUAACAUCAGCUUCAACCCAAUUGCACAGACCAGCUUGGUGAAAGCCUUGAACAGAAUAAUAUCAACUGAAGCUCAACUGCAGAAUAAAACAACAUUUGAGAUUCCAGUUAAAGAUACUGUUCAGCUCUUGGCUCAGAACAGUGGAGGAGACAUUCGCACAGCCAUCAAUGGUCUCCAGUUCUCCUCUUCAAAAGAUAAAUCACGCACCACCCAAAAGGGGUCUAAUGUGUCAAAGAAAGAUGACAGAAAACCAAACAAGUCAAAAUUAAAGAAAACAAGUAGUUCACUGCCAAACAAGAUGAACACUUCAGAAUCAGUUCAGCUAUCCUCUAAAUGUCUUCUCUAUGGAAAAGAGACAAGAAAUAACCUUGAAUCAGAAGCAGUCACUGCUAUUGGUGGAAGAGACUCAGGUUUAUUCCUCUUCAGAGCUCUAGGGAAAAUACUGUAUUGUAAAAGAGAUCCAACACUUUCUGACUCAGACUUGCUUCCAUCUCACCUGUCACAUCAUGCCAGAAACCAGCUGUUGUUCUGUCCAGAGGAAGUGUUGGAGAAAACACAUCUCUCAAGUGAAUUUUUUAAUCUCUACCUUCAUCAGAAUUAUUUGGAAUUCUCUGCUGAUAUUGAUGAUGUGGUGAAUAUUAGUGAACAUUUCAGUGAAGCAGACUACAUGACUAAAGAAUGGAUGUUUCAGUCCUCCAUGAAGGAGUACAGCUCAUGUCUGGCAGCAAGAGGGUUGAUAUUUAACAGCAGAUCAGCAGGGAAAUCAUCAAGUUCUAGUGGGUCAGGGAGAGGAUGGAGACCACUUCAUAAACCACAGUUGUUUGAGGUCAAUAAGAAGAUGCGGGAUGGUGUUAACACUGCACAAGAUCUCUUCAGAGAUUACCACUGUCCAUCAUUAGUUCUGCAAACAGAGGUCCUUCCAUACUUGGCCAUCACUGAUGUUCCCCUGCGGACACCUGGACAAAUUGCCUUCUUGCAAGCUAUCAGCAAUUUCAGAAAAUCUAAGCAUCCAUUCAGGGGUGGCACAGAUAUGCUUGAUGAAAAAGACUGUGGUAUGAAUAGUGAUAAUGAUGACGAAGUCCAUGUUAGUUCCCAACCAAAUGGGAAUGGCACCCAGGGAGCUAAUAAG